CCCUCGCAGCGCGGCGGCCGCUCCGGGGCCCUUCAUCUGCGGCGGAUGGAGAGCGGGGGAGCUAAGAGCGCCGAGGAGUCUGAGUGUGAGAGCGAAGAUGGCAUGGAAGGCGAUGCUGUUCUCUCGGAUUAUGAAAGUGCAGAAGAUUCAGAAGGUGAAGAAGGAGAGUAUAGUGAAGAGGAAAACUCCAAAGUGGAGUUGAAACCUGAUGCUAGUGACGCUGCUGACUCCUCAGCCAAAGAAGAGAAGGGAGAGGAAAAGACUGAUGGCAAAGGCACUGUGACUGGAGAGCGGCAGAGUGGAGAUGGACAGGAGAGCACAGAGCCCGUGGAGAACAAAGUGGGGAAGAAGGGCCCCAAGCACCUGGACGAUGACGAGGACCGGAAGAACCCAGCCUACAUACCCCGGAAGGGGCUCUUCUUCGAGCACGACCUCCGAGGGCAGACGCAGGAGGAGGAAAUCAGACCCAAAGGGCGUCAGCGCAAGCUGUGGAAAGAUGAGGGUCGCUGGGAGCAUGACAAGUUCCGGGAAGACGAGCAGGCCCCCAAGUCCCGGCAGGAGCUCAUCGCCCUGUAUGGCUAUGACAUCCGCUCCGCUCACAACCCCGAUGACAUCAAGCCCCGAAGAAUCCGGAAGCCCCGAUAUGGGAGUCCUCCACAUAGAGAUCCACACUGGGCUGGUGAGAGACCAGUCAAGCCCCAUCGUCAUCAGGGUCCUGGGGGCACCCUACCACCGAGAACAUUUGUUAACAGGAAUGCAGCAGGCACUGGCCGCAUGCCUACACCCAGGAAUUACCCCCGAUCUGGAGGCUUCAAGGAAGGUCGAGCUGGGUUUCGGCCUGUGGAGGCUGGAGGGCCACAUGGCCGGUCUGGUGAGACUGUUCGGCAUGAGACUGGCUACCGUUCACGGCGCCUCAAGCAGGCGCCUGUGAGGGACCCGUCCCCAGAAGCAGAUGCUCCAGUGCUUGGCAGUCCUGAGAAGGAAGAGAUGGCUUCCGAGACACCGGCUGCUGCCUCUGAAACUGCACCGCCAGCCCCUGACCGGCCUGUUGAGAAGAAGUCCUACUCCCGGGCCAGAAGAACCCGAACCAAGGCUGGAGAUGCAGGCAAGGCCGUGGAGGAGAUGCCUCCUCUGCCCGAAGGCCUGACCUCAGCCCCACCGGGCCCGGAAGCUGCCCCGCCUCCGUCAGCGAAGGCAGGGAGUUGGGAGUCCCCUGUGGAUCCAGCCACAGGUGGACUGGAGCAGGACGUGGCACAGCUGAGCCUGGCCGAUCAGAACUGGAGUCCAGGACAGUCUUCCUUCCUGCAGCCACGGGAGCUUCGGGGUGUGCCCAGCCACAUCCACAUGGGAGCGGGACCUGCACCCCAGUUUAACCGCAUGGAAGAAAUGGGUGUCCAGGGUGGCCGCGCCAAGCGCUAUUCCUCCCAGCGACAGAGACCUGUGCCCGAGCCCCCCGCCCCUCCCGUGCACAUCAGCAUCAUGGAGGGCCAUUACUACGACCCGCUGCAGUUCCAGGGACCAAUCUAUACCCACGGCGACACCCCCACCCCACUGACUCCACAGGGCAUGAUUGUGCAGCCGGAAAUGCACCUUCCCCACCCAGGUUUACAUCCCCACCAGACACCAGCGCCUCUGCCCAACCCAGGCCUCUACCCGCCUCCAGUGUCCAUGUCUCCAGGACAGCCUCCUCCCCAGCAGCUGCUUGCUCCUACUUACUUCUCUGCUCCAGGCGUGAUGAACUUUGGGAAUCCCAGCUACCCUUACGCUCCAGGGGCCCUGCCUCCCCCGCCACCGCCACAUCUGUACCCUAACACACAGGCCCCGUCACAGGUGUACGGUGGAGUGACCUACUAUAACCCCGCCCAGCAGCAGGUUCAGCCGAAGCCCUCCCCACCCCGGAGGACGCCGCAGCCAGUCUCCAUCAAGCCCCCUCCACCGGAGGUGGUGAGCAGGGGCUCCAGUUAAUGUGACAUUCUGAAUAUUUCCAGUCCAACAUCCUAAAAAUAGGUGUGAUCUCGGGAGAGGAGAGAGACCCGACUGGCCAGUGACUGGGCAGCCUUGGCACCAGACAGUGGGGCCCUCCCUCCAGGACGGCUCUGCGCAGAGGGAGUGGAGCACAUCACCUUCUCCCCAACAUUCAACGGUCUCUGGCUCCUAGAGAUGUCCUUUCCUGUGGUGGUUUUGUUUUCUAAAAUGUUCAUUUUUUGAAAAAGCCUGGCUUGCUCUUAAAUUAAUAUUCCUAGUGUCUCUCUCACUGAACUGAGUCCGUCUUUCUGCCUUGCUGCCCCUCGGGUUCCUGUCGCCUGGCCCUGCAUCACAGCCAGCGGAGAGUGUGUCCUCCCGGUGCGAGGAGGGCAGCCCCGUCGCUCUAUACUUGAAUUCUCUUGAGCCUCUACCCUGAGGGGGGAAGCUGUCCACAGUGCCCACCUCGGAGAGGGUGCAGAGUGGGGGAGUUGUCACUGCCUGGCUCUGGUGGCUUCGGCUCCCUGCCAAGGGCAGAGCUGCUGUGGGGGGCAAGGCGGGGCCUGCCCCGGUGCACACUUGGGGCACGGUGUCUGUGGUAAGUGGAGUCGGGCCUGCCCCUCGUCCCUCCUGCCGCACCCUCCCUGUCGCUGUCACAGUGGACCAGUGCGUCUCUAGCAGCACGUGCUGCCGGCAAGCAUUCUGACUCACGGGGCAGUCGCUCUCUCCGCACCGAUCCUGCUACAAGUGUUUCGUCAGUGUUUCUCCCUUCCCCGAAUCUCCUGUUCGUGUGAACAGAAGGCACCACGCCUGGGCUUCCAGCCUGAGGAGCCGCCGUCCCCUGAGCGGGGCUCCCCUGCGGCCCCCGUGUAGUGUUCGUCAGUGCAGUGCGCAUGUCUGCCAGGGAAGCCUGACCCCGUCCCCGUCCCUCCUCAGCCCGAGGGAGAAGGUGGUGGGACUGUCACUGUUCCCACUCCUUCCCUGGCAGCUGGGCUGCGACCCCAGGAGGAAAGCGGGAAGGCUUCUCCGGGGCGGCUGGUGCUUGUGCCUUUCGUCAGCUUCCCUUUGCCUUAAACCUGAAGAUGUCUGCAAGCCUGUGGGCAGCUGCCCGACCCCAGACCCGAAGACACUGUGACAGUUGUCUCUCCUGGUCCACUGUAUUGAGUUGCGGAGAUUGUCCUCGCGUGUUGUUUUGCUACUGUUUUACAGUGUACACUUGUGAUCGGCGUUGUGACCUGGAGAUAAUAAAGUUCAGACUAAACAUUC
This is a messenger RNA of Fukomys damarensis (Damara mole-rat), 3228 nucleotides long. RefSeq names its product CASC3 exon junction complex subunit (gene Casc3). The record is from RefSeq and is a predicted model, not a curated record. The transcript is spliced from 14 exons. Gene Ontology annotation, molecular function: mRNA binding. Gene Ontology annotation, cellular component: exon-exon junction complex. NCBI's taxonomy places the organism in Eukaryota, Metazoa, Chordata, Mammalia, Rodentia, Bathyergidae. The annotation marks the transcript as partial. Gene Ontology annotation, biological process: mRNA processing.